AUGGUGGAGGAGCCGGCAACAACAACGCGUUCGGGACGCGUGAUAACACCCACAACAAGGGCCCGAGAGGCCGCGGGCAGCGACAACAUCAGCGCUGUUAGAACGUCCAAGAAAUCAAUGACCCAAGUGGAAUUAACAGCGGUAAAGAAAGCCGCUGGCCUUAUUGAGGAGAAACAGAACGGUAAAGACGGAAACAGGGACAUGCUUAAAAAGAUAGGCCAGUACCUGGAAAGCACCUAUCAAGAGGUCAAAGGACUGAAAGAAGUCCUUAUUAAACAAGAGAGGAUGAUUAAAGAACAGUCCGAAAUGAUCCGGGGGCAGAGCAGCAUAAUUAAAGCACUACAGACCCAGGUGGAAGCUAUCCAAAACCAGUCUGCAGACGAAUGCAAGCACAUCCGGGAACAGCUAGACACUAUCGCAAAUGCCCCAGUCAAGGAAACAUAUGCAGCUGCAUUAGGCAGCCAACCUGGUCACCAGCAGGAUGCGCCAUUAGGACCUCCAGUGCCACCUACGUUUGCCAAUACAUUAUUUUGUACAAUCGACACAUCCCGCGUGGGAGAAGAUGACAAAGUCAAGGCUCAGAUAGCUAAUGUUAGGCAGCUGAUUGAGAAAGAGAUACAGGGGAAUGAGGAAAUAAGGAACUGGCGAUGUGCAGCAGUGGUUAAAGACGCAAAGAAUGCCGACCGAAUCAAAGUCGUUUGCAGACACGAGGAUGAGAUCCAGCUUGUCAAGGAGGCAGCUCAAAAGCUAAAGAUACCAGGAUUGAGAGUACUACGAGACCAGCUUUACCCGGUCAAAAUUGAUAAUGCGAACCGGAAGGCAGUCCUGGAUGCAGAUGGGAACAUCCUACCAGGGGCAGCCGAGGCCCUGGGAAAAGAAAAUAAUAUCAACAUUGCGAAGAUCUCCUGGCUCAGUAAAAAGGACUCCAACAAAGCAUAUAGAUCUAUGGUGGUAUAUGUCACAAAAGGCACCGAUGCCAAGCGCUUAAUAGAUGGCAACUACUUCGAUAUAGUAGGAGAAUCUGCAUACACUCGAAUCUUUGAACCACAGAUGGGACCUGCUCAAUGUUUUAACUGUCAGGAGAUAGGGCAUAAGGCCUUUUCUUGUAAAAAGACUCAGACCUGUGCUAAAUAUGCAAAUAAGGGACAUCACCACAGCACCUGCCAGGCUGUAAUUCCGAAAUGUGUUCCUUGCGGAGGACCACACGAAUCAUUUAGCAAAAACUGUCGAGUACGCCUUAUGCAAUCUCAUGCAUAA
This is a messenger RNA of Talaromyces marneffei, 1257 nucleotides long. RefSeq lists its product as uncharacterized. Bases 1 to 1257 code for a protein of 418 amino acids. Gene Ontology annotation, molecular function: zinc ion binding; nucleic acid binding. The record is from RefSeq and is a predicted model, not a curated record. NCBI's taxonomy places the organism in Eukaryota, Fungi, Ascomycota, Eurotiomycetes, Eurotiales, Trichocomaceae. The transcript has a single exon.